Molecule: messenger RNA, 2431 nt
Organism: Prorocentrum cordatum
Lineage: Eukaryota; Dinophyceae; Prorocentrales; Prorocentraceae
Source: the annotation of a GenBank genome assembly
CUUUACUCGUGUCGCAAAUCGCCUGUCGACGAGCCAAACUCACGCCAAUUGGACAGUAAUGCGCAGAGCGGACGUUGAAGCAUUAAGUAACUCCAGCAGGCGGCACGCCAAAAGCAUGCUAGCCAGUCAUUUCGCGCAGGUUGCUUGAGCAGAGCAAAACCGCCCCACGUCUCGUCCAUACAUCACCGGCGGCGGCGGCGGCAGAGGGCCAACAAUGAAACGAGCAGAGGGCUCCCCGUCUACUGGAUAGUGCACGGGGCUCCGUGUGGAGAGGGGCCGGCCCCUUCUGGGAAGCCGCCGCCCUCUCGGGAGGCAAGGCCGCUCUGCUCCUCCUCCUCUCCUCCACCCCUCCUCCCUCGAGGAAGCGCAGCUCACUCGUCCAGGGGGUCCGUCGACUCCAUGACGUCUCCAGCCAUUGGUUGCCCAGGGCACAAAGCCUGGACCGCUUUCCUAAAUAUACCCUUUGCAACGCACCCCAGGAACCGGUUCCGCAGCUCGGUGAUCGGCAUCGACUGGUUUGGCUGCGCCCGCCUUGGAGGUGACGUCUUGAACCAUUUCAGCGCUGGGUAUGGACCAACCAUGGGUGCGUUCGCAGUGUCAUUGCACCGCUCCAGCGCAUGCGGCCUGCCUCUCUCCACGCCCCAGUCGAACCAGUACUUGCUCCACAGACGUCCGCCGUCCUGGUCUUUGAAGCUCGGGUAAGGCACGUAGAUGGGGAGACAAUAGUGGAGAAAAUUGGGGGCUUGAUGACCAGGUGGCGCCUGCUGCGGCGAGCGACCUGGUAUGAGGAACGAAAGGAUCUCCUCGACGUCCGUGUAGCACGCGUCCACGCGCAGGGCUUCAACGGCCUGCCAGUCUUCGAAAGAAGCCACAGCGGACGAUAGCAUCAGAUUUUCCUGAAUGAACUGCCGACGACCUCUGUGAGCAGUGACCAAACUCCAACUCCACAUAUCAAUGUAAUAACCCUUGGGCGCAUACUUGUGCAACCGUGCGUUGAUGCUGUUCCAAUCUGGCGCAAGCCAGUCCCAGUCAUCCCGGUGCGCUAUGUAGGGCACCCCAGAGCCAUGAAAAGUGCCAAACUCGUAGAGUGUCAGGCCUCUGCAGCCUGUCUCCCCGUCCUUGUCACCGCUACAAACCCAACUCAGGAACUCGUCCUCACUCAUAUUGUGCCCCUCGAAAUUAAAGUGAUACAGGGUACUAUCCAACUGUGGCCUCAAAUUUUCGUACCGCUGGCCCACAACAAAGCCCUUCUGCACUCGAGUUGGCACGGGCCCCGCCCAGUCGGGGGGCGCCGCGGCCGUGUCCAGCUUCGCGGUGAGAGGGCGCAGGAAGACAAAAUCUGGGUCCACCAGGGCCAGGACGUCCCUUGACGGCCCUGCCUUGCUGUACCACUGGUAGAACCCGUGCGGCUUGCUCAGCCAUAUCAUAUAUCGACGUCGCGUUAUUGAAGGCCUCCACGAAGUACUGCGUGAACCGUGGGGGCCAGGCGAGGGCUCUGUGGCGCUCCUGCAGGUGGUCCCUCAUGAACUCGUCACACCCGGAGACUAUCGCGGUCAGAGGUCCGGGCUGCCCGGCCGACAGGGCGGAGAAGAACAGCAGCUCGCUCUGCCACAGGUUGAACGGGCGGCAGUCCACGGUGAACACGACGUGGACCUCUUCGGCAGUGCCGGUCUGCUCCAGAGGCCGCGUGUGGAGCGGCGGCUCCGGGCGGCGAGCUUCAGCGGAGGGGGGUGGCGAGGAGGGUGCGGGGGUGGCGCGGAGGAGGGGGGGAGGCUUUCCCGACGACGGCCAGGACGCAGAGCCAGGCUCCUUGACGGGACGCUUCAGGUAGAAGCUCCACUGCGAUGCCACUGCUGCGGAAUCAAAGAGCUCCAACGGUUCAGGAGUCCACUCAUGCGCCACCAGCUGAUCAGGCAUCUCGGCAAACUUGUAGCACUGCCCCCAGUGGCUCGAGUGUCUCAGAAAACCUGCACACUGCCCAUCACCACAGCAAUCGACGAAAGGAUUUGCCUCCUCACAGGAGCCCGCAGUCGCACUAACGUUCGACCACACGUGGUAGACGAUGUCCCAAUUGCAGCCUGACGCCAGCGGGUCGGGAACGAAUGAUUGCAUCGGGAACAUGGCCUGAGAGGCUAUCUCUCCAUACUGCUCUGCAGAAAGGGAAGCCACGCCUCUGGAAGAGCCAUGAAAAACGCCAAGGCAGUACACGCAGAUGCCGCCAACGGCCAGCAGGACAUGCUGGUAACUGCCCCGUGCUCGAGUGGUCAUGUCCUGCCGUCUCGAGCAGGAAGCCGUGGUCUGCUCGACGAACGCAUCAUAGCACCAUCGCCCUGCGGCUCGAUGGCCGAAACCUUAGCCGAAAUGACCUUGAGCCAAAAUGGAUACGGGCGAGAUGGAGGAGGAGGAGGAGAAGCCUUUUCGCCAAACUUAC